UUUUAAGCCCAAUCUCAUUAUUUUUAAGUAUAUGAUUUACAUUUUUAGUGCACAGAACAGUUGUUUUUGCCAUUUUUAAUAAUAAUGAAUAAUUAAUAAGCACAUCAUGUAUUAUUAACACACCACAUAAGCCACGCCCCCAAACAAAUCGCGCAAAAGAACAGAAUGUCCCUUUCAAGUACCUUUAAACGUGACAUAUUGUGUGAUCCCAGAUAUAUAUAUAUAAUGACAAAAACAUUUAUCGUCCAUUAUAAACGUUUAUUUUCUGACAGAAAUAAAUCGCUUGCUCUGAGGAGGUUUGAAUGAACGGGGGGCUGUAAAUUCCUCAGGGGGUGAGAGUGGGAAGGGCCGAACUGAACACGAGCUUUUGGGCUGAUAGCGAAGCCCUACUGAAUUUCCCAUCAAAUAAAUCCCAGUUUUUGGUAUUCUAUUUACAAUAAUUAUCACAUUAAACUAGAGAUACAGGUACACCGUCGCAGUGAUGGGAGGCAACAGCAGCUCGCGCCACGUUUCCCUCGACGAUGAAGCCGAUGAGGUAACAUUCGUAAAGGGCAUUCGGCUUUCAGAGAGAGUGAUUGAACGAAUGAAGGAGUCUCCACCUGUGGUUCGCCCGCAAGCACCAACCAGAUCCUUUAUGCAGUCACCAUCAACUCCUCCUGUGGCUCCUCCAGUUGAGUGUUCGUUUCCAGAUGAACGUCAUGUGCCCAUAAUGCCUCAUUCUCCCUCAUACGCUAGUGCUUUGGUCCCUCCUCCUAUUUCAAAGCCAAUAACACCUUUAGUGCCUCUUGUGACUGAGGAAACAUCUACACCACCUUCAUCUGUAGAUUCACCUACAGGUAAUAAGCAUGUAGUUGUACCCGAUCCUCAACCUGGAUCUGCUAACAUACUUGUACCUGAUCCUCAACCUGGAUCUGCUAACGUACUUGUACCUGAUCCUCAACCUGGAUCUGCUAACGUACUUGUACCUGAUCCUCAACCUGGAUCUGCUAACGUACUUGUACCUGAUCCUCAACCUGGAUCUGCUAACAUACUUACACCUGAUCCUCAACCUGCUGAACCCAUAAAUGCUCCUUCACGAGUCUCAAGUGAACCACUAACUGCUCCUUCAUUAGAGGAACCAACCAGUGCACCUGUUGAACCCUUAAUUCCACCUCCUGUCGCAACCUCUACUACUGAACCUGUAACCAUUCCACCUUCACCAACCACAGACCCACUUACUGGACCUGUAACAUCUUUAGAGUCCUCUGUUGUACCUGUAGUUGUACCUACUGAACUUCUCGUUCCAACUGCUGAACCGAUUGAACCUGUAGAGACUCCAUCUUCUUCUACUUUAUCUGCUGAACCAACAUCUGCCGACCCCAUGGACAUACCGGUUCCUUCACCUGUCGAGCUUGAGACUUCACCCUUUCCAAUCUCCAUACCUGAUCCCAUUCCAUCAAUCCUGGAGGAGUCUACUGUGUCACCAUCUGGAUCUGCUUCAGAUGAGGUUUCACCUGAUGAAAUGCCUUCCAAGACGCAAAUGGAUCCACCUUCAACUGAAGAAGUUCCUCCAGUUGAGGAACCUGUUGUUCCUCCCUUAAUUGACCAAGUUGAGGUCUUUCAACCUCAAACACAUGUUGUGAAUGAGGAAAUGCUCCGGAAGCAGAUUAGAGAAGAUCUCCAGAAGCUCCUGAACGAGGAGAUGAAGACGGCAGAGCGUAAUAUGCUACAACAGCUGGAGGAAGAGAAAGCUAAAGCUAAGGCCCAGGCUCAAGCUGCAGCCCAACUCCAGAUUCAGGAAGAGGUCCAGAAGGUUCUGGAAGAGGAGAAGGUGUCCUAUCAACAGACUCUAGCUGACGCCAUUAGGAGGGAGCAGGUGAACGUUCAGGAUGAGCGUCUCAUAACUCAGUAUUAUUGGAUGGAGAGGAAGGCUCAGAAGCUGGAUGAGAAGGAGAAAGAUCUGAAAAAUCAGGACACUCUGUUCCGGGAGCAGAUUGCCAAGAUGCAAGAAAAGGCGGCUCAGUUCACUAAAGUCACAGCUGAAAAUUACAGGAAAGGCUUAGAAGAUGCAACAAAUCGCUUCAGGCGAUACCAAAUCCAGCCAGUGUGUUUGGAUCUACAGAGUCAGAUAAUGAAGUGUUACGCUGAGAAUAAAGGUCAAACCAUGAGCUGUUCCAACAUCGCAUCACUGUACAUUCAGUGUGUGGACCGCGCCAAACAGGAUAAAAAGUUAAGCACUGGAGGUUAACUUACCGGGCUGAACAUCAGAUCUACAGUGUCAUGGUGAAAGACAAAGGGCAGAAAAUACACACAUCUAAACCAGUCCUAAAACUCCAGACCUUUAUAGCUAAAUGUGCCAGUUCAACAUUUUCCACUGGAAGCGUGAGGGAAUUUCAUCCCUACAGAAAAAGAAAAGGAAGUUUUCUCAUUUCAGCAGUUUUGAAUAUGCAUGAAUAGCCAUGAUUGGACAUUGAUAGUGAAAUACCUCAAUCUCUUUUAACUGUGAACUGUGAGCUAAAUGCUAAAUGUUUUCAGGUGCUAUCGAGAGCGUUGUUUGUCUGCACAGACGUAGUGAUGUUUCUUGCUCAGUAUCCCUUGAUUUUUCAGAAAAACACUGCACAAUUUUUUUCCAAGACCAAAACGUACAAAGCGAUGCAAAAUCUGGAAGCUGCUGUGUGAUGAUGACACAUUUUUGCAUAGUAAAAAAUUUGUGCCUUUUCCUUUGAAA
This is a messenger RNA of Megalobrama amblycephala (Wuchang bream), 2707 nucleotides long. It is a transcript of the gene chchd3b, whose product is annotated as coiled-coil-helix-coiled-coil-helix domain containing 3b. The transcript is spliced from 9 exons. The record is from RefSeq and is a predicted model, not a curated record. Gene Ontology annotation, cellular component: mitochondrion; MICOS complex. Lineage: Eukaryota; Metazoa; Chordata; Actinopteri; Cypriniformes; Xenocyprididae. Bases 482 to 2227 code for a protein of 581 amino acids. Gene Ontology annotation, biological process: inner mitochondrial membrane organization.